CACUUCCCGUCUUGCGCAGAAGCGGCGGCAGCCAACCAUGGCGACUGUGGCGGAGAAAUCAACGAAAGAGCGGCUGCUGUCUGUGUUGGAUGAUUUAGAGGUUUUAUCUCGGGAGCUGAUCGAGAUGCUGGCUCUGUCCAGGGGUCAGAAACUGCCCCAGCCAGGAGAGGAUAGCCAGAUCCUGGAGCUGCUGGUGCAGAGGGACAGGGAGUUCCAGGAGCUGAUGGACGUUGCCCAGCAGCAGGGGAAGGUGCACCAGGAGAUGCAGCUGCUGGAGAAGGAGGUGGAGAAGAGAGACAGCGACGUCCAGCAGCUCCAGAAGCAGCUCAAGGAAGCCGAACACAUCCUGGCCACUGCUGUUUACCAGGCGAAAGAGAAACUCAAAUCCAUUGACAAAGCCAGGAAAGGAAGUAUCUCAUCAGAGGAAAUCAUUAAGUACGCUCACAGAAUCAGUGCCAGCAACGCGGUGUGUGCUCCUCUCAACUGGGUACCAGGUGAUCCACGCCGACCCUAUCCCACUGACCUGGAAAUGCGCAGUGGAAUGCUGGGUCACAUGGCCAACUUGCCAACCAAUGGCGUGAACGGACAUCUGCCAGGUGACGCUCUGGCUGCUGGGAGGUUGCCAGACGUCCUGACACCUCACUACCCCUGGCAGUCCUCUGACGUCUCAGUCGGGAUGCUGCCCCCUCACCAUGGCAACGACUUCGGCCUGGAGCCCCCGGGUCAUAACAAAGAGAACGAGGACGAUGUGGAGGCCAUGUCCACGGAUUCCUCCAGCAGUAGCAGCGACUCUGACUGAAAGACAGAGACUCCAUGUGUGUAUGUGUGAGUGUUUGAGAGGGCACCACUGAUCAUAUACCUUCACCUUUUGGUCAUUUCAAACCCAGCCUAUGGAAGGACAGUAAUGAAGUUCAAGUGCAUUUAGGCCCAUUUUACUCCAGAUUAAGUCACUCUACAUGACAGCCUUGCAGUUCAACUUCUUGUGAGUAUUCGUCUCUUCUGUAGAGGUUCAGGAAUAUUUACGCUGUCAUGGAGAGCUGCUGUUCAGGAGCUCAUUAAUAAAGUUUCAUAUAAAGGCUCUAGUCUUCCAUUAAACUAUCAUUAAUAGUCAGCUAAGGUCUUUAGUUCCCCACUAUCCUCUCUUUUUUCAUUUAUUUCAGUUGUGUAGAAUGAGUCAUUUUGUAAGAGUGGCAUUAUUUAAUUUUUUUUUUAUUGAUUCUUGCAUUGCAUAGAAGUCUACAUUUCAGUUUUAACAUCAUUUUACCAGCCCUGUCUGGACGGCUAAUAACACCAUCAUAUCACCCUCAUGAGUCACUUUGUGAAUCUGUGAAAGGAUGGCCUGGCAGUUGACGGUGCUCCGUGUAACAUUUACACAUGAAUAAAUUAUUAUUUGUUCAUUUUAAGACAGUUUCAUAAUUCAUAAUCCUGCCUGUUUCAAUAAGGUUAUUCUGAGAUGUAUAUGGAAGGUAAUCUGCUGUCUGAGGGAGCUGGUCCUCCACCGUAAACAACACCAAAGCUGUCAGGACUUGAACUAGAGCUGCAAUGAUUAAUUGAUUAGUUGUCAAAUGCUAAAUUAAUCGUCUACUAUUUUGAUAGUCAAUUAAUUGUUUUGAGUCUCCGAAAAAAUGUCCAAAUUCUCUCCAGCUCCUGACAUGUGAAUAUUCUCUGGUUCUUUUAGUCCUCCAUGACAGUAAACUGAAUAUCUUUGGGUUGUGGACUGUUGGUUGGGACAAAAAAAGACAUUUGUAGUGUCAGCUUGGGCUCUGGGAAAACGAUGAUUGACAUUUUUCAACAUUUUCUGACAUUUUUAUGGACCAAACAACUAAAUUGAGUGAGAAUAUAAUCAAUAGUUUAAUCAAUAAUGAAAAUAAUCCUUAGUUGCACCCUAGUUUGAACUGCCAGCAUAUGAAGAAAGGCAUGAGGGAGCGUGUCAGGGUUCUCAGUGCUUUUCAGGUAUUCACUAAAUGUCUUUUAAAGGAACAGUUCCACAUUUUUGGAAAUAUGCUUAUUUGUGUUCUUACUGAGAAUUAAAUGAGAAUAUUGAUAUCACUCUCAUGGCUGUCUGUGAAAUACGAAGCUACAGCUAGCAGCUAGGUAGCUUAGCUUAGGAUAAAGACUGGGAACAGGGGGGAAUGGCUAGUCUGGCUCUGACCAAAGGGAACACAAUUCUCCUGCCAGCAUCUCCAAUUAACACAUUAUAUUUCUUUAUAUUUGAUCAAAGUCCAGAGUUUAAAUAUGCCAAUACGUGAUUUUAUAGGGGUUAUGUGCAGAUGUUUUAUGAUAACAUGUAAUUCCUUCCUGGAAUUUUGUUGUCAAGAAAUAAUCGGGCACAUAACUCUCUGUAAAACUACAACUUGUUGUAUUUACACUUCAGUUUUUAUACAGAUUAAACAAAUGAGAUAUAAAGUGUUAAUUAGUAGUCUUUAGAGGUGCUGGUAGGCAGAUUUUACUACCUUUUGAAGAAAGCAAAGAAGUAUGUUUCUCACAAUGUGGAACUAUUCUUUUAACAGCCUGUAUUUGUACCAGUUUGAGAAUCGAAGUGUUAACAACCCACAGCAAACCAGGACUGCGUAUGUAGUUUGUAAAUUCCCCUAGACUGUAUGCAAAUAACAACAAAAUAAACAAAAGCAAAAGCUAAUAAAGACUUUUUUCUAGACUUUUACAUGAAAGUAAAUAUAAUUGUCCUAAUAUCCUUCAAAAAAAAACCCCGACUGGGCUUAAAGAGAAACCAAAUGCAAAAUGAAACUUCUCUUGCUCUUUGGUGACCAUGUUUGAAUCUGUAUGUGUGACUCCAUGUCUGUCAGUGGUAGCCUAUAUGUUCCUAGUGUAGUGUGAGUGGUUAUAUAUCAAUAUGGACAAAUGCUGUUGAUUUACCUUUGUGUAAAUAAGCUUGUACAUAGUCUGCCUUGUAAAUAAAUACAUUUUGAAUAGAAAC
Messenger RNA from Thunnus maccoyii (southern bluefin tuna), 2935 nucleotides. RefSeq names its product mediator complex subunit 4 (gene med4). Gene Ontology annotation, biological process: regulation of transcription by RNA polymerase II. The transcript has 7 exons. Gene Ontology annotation, cellular component: mediator complex; core mediator complex. Bases 38 to 799 code for a protein of 253 amino acids. Gene Ontology annotation, molecular function: transcription coregulator activity. The record is from RefSeq and is a predicted model, not a curated record. Lineage: Eukaryota; Metazoa; Chordata; Actinopteri; Scombriformes; Scombridae.